ACCAAGUUGCUUGUGCUCUAUCAUCUUCUUUCUUUCUUCCUCCUUCCUCCUUCCUCCUUCGUCCAUUUCUUUGGGCUUUUGGGUUCACCGUCUUGAAAGAGUUUCAACAAAUCCAAUCCCACAUCCACCGCCAUUCAACGCAACUUCCCCAACUCCUUCCAACAACUCUGCAAAUUCCAACUUCGCUUAUCCAAGCUCUUUUCGCGGCUUCUAUCUGGAUAUCAAUGUUGAGCACUUGUGCAGUUUCAUCUUCACCUUUGCCCAUAUUACCACCGGUGAGAACAGGUGGUCAGCACAACAAGAGGAAUAUUGUUUCUUCAGAUAACUUUCCAGGACGACCGCGGACGACUUAUAGUUCAAGAUCAUUGAAGCCUACUUAUACACAGUUUCCAUUUGGUACGAGAGCAUGUUCUGCUCGGACUGCAACUUUUAUAUGUGCUGCAGCUUUGAAUGCAAGAUGUGGUGCAGAGCAAACUCAAACUGUUACUCGCCAAGCUCCAACAAUGACUCACGUUCCUGCGAAGGAGAAGUCACCACAACUUGAUGAUGGAGGAACUGGAUUUCCACCUGGCGACGAUGAUGAUGGCGGCGGUGGAGGUGGUGGUGGUGGAGGCAACUGGUCUGGUGGAUUUUUCUUUUUCGGGUUUCUUGCUUUUCUUGGAUUCUUAAAGGAUAAGGAAAGUGAAGGUGACGCAUACAAGAGUAGUAGGAGGAGGUGAGGAUUAGAAUCAGACCAAUGCAUGCUUUGCUUGAAGGUUUUGGUACUGAAUUUCUUGGAAUUUCCCUCCUCAUAGUGACUGUAGGUUAUAUUGGUUAGCUGGUGUAUUGAGCUUCAAUUAUAUGCUUCAUUAUGAUGAUAUGAUGUAUGCUACCAAAAUUUUGUAUUAUUAUUACAAAUUAAACUCUCCUUAAAACUUCACAAUGGUAAGGUCUCUAGUGGUUAUGUUUUCAGCGCCAGUAAAAAUUUCCCAAUUGCUAGCAUGCAAAUAGGAACGGGGUAGAAGUUUGGCUUUUUAGAUGGUAUGCUUGGAUUGUAGAUAAAAGUUGGGUGGAGAUUUUUUAUGGAUUGGAGUCGUCUUCAUGUGCAAAUUAACACGUCAACUUAUUUGCAAAAAUUUCUACUACAUUUUUUGAUUUAGUUUCUCACUGCUACCAAUAAGGGUUGGUGGUUUUUUUCCUAGGGCUACUGUAAAAAGCCACUCUAAUUCUUGGUUGAAACCCAACUCAAACCGAAUGUGAAGGCAGCACUUUGAAUCCAAUUACAAGCUAAGCAUGCAAUAUAAUUAACAAAUAUUUCUCGACACUGCAACUUGAACUUUUGUGUUGCCUGCCUCGUCCUUGCCUUCGUUUCCCUCCAAAAUUUCAUAG
This is a messenger RNA of Arachis stenosperma, 1368 nucleotides long. RefSeq names its product protein YELLOW LEAF 1, choloroplastic-like. NCBI's taxonomy places the organism in Eukaryota, Viridiplantae, Streptophyta, Magnoliopsida, Fabales, Fabaceae. The transcript is spliced from 5 exons. Gene Ontology annotation, biological process: chloroplast organization; thylakoid membrane organization. The coding region runs from base 225 to 719 and encodes 164 amino acids. Gene Ontology annotation, cellular component: chloroplast. The record is from RefSeq and is a predicted model, not a curated record.